UCAGUAUAGGGAAAGAGAUACCUUUUUGGAAAAAACAAUCAGACAGAUUUGUGAGCACCAAAAGAUCAGUUCUUCCAUCAUUACAUUCAUCUCCACCAUUUUUCUUCAUCUUCAUCUACACAAGCUAUCUGCACUCGAUCACCAACACAUCCAAAAAAACAGAAAAUCGUGAGAGAAGGCAAAAAAAAAAAAAGAGGAGAAGCUGAGAAAAGCGAGACAGGGAGGUGAGGAGCAUCAUAGCAACUAAGAAGAAGAAGAAAGAAGUAGCUCCUAAAAUGGUGAAGCUCCACACAUGCACAGGGAAAUCCCAAUAGAACAUAACAAAGAACUCUCAGCAUCGAGAGUAUGAAGAGAGCCGGAAAUCAGGGGAAGACUUGGCAAGACUGAGAAGAAAGGAGGUGAGGAGCAGCGGCCCCUGAAUGGCAAUAACCCGUUUCGGGUCUGUGUCGGUGCUCCGGUGAUAGUGCUCGGCCGUGCGACGGCCACGGUAUUGUGUUGGUGGUGACUCCAUAUUUCUCGGUGGCGCUGGUGGCGGAAAUCGCGGCGGUUUCCGAUCUGGGUAUUGGGAGGUGGUAGAAACACGUUUUUAAAGAGGAAGAAUACGGAGGGAGAUCAUGUCGUCGCCAGCAAAGCUUCCUGUGGUGACCAGCGUCGCUAGCGACGGCCCUGGCCGGUCGAGGAGCAUGCGGCGACGGGAGGGGCUGCUGGCAAUGGUGGUUCAGGCGAGGAAGAUGAAGAAUGGAGAGACCUUGAAGGUUUUUUUGGGUGCACAUGGAUUUUAGUUGUCUUUGAAGAUAGAUAAUUAGACAAACUACUGCGUGUGGGGGGUUUUGAGAGCAGUUUCAUCUUUUGAACAGCUAUAGAUUGGAAUUCUCCUCCUUUCAUUGUCUGGAGGCUUAACAAAUGUCAGCAUCAAGGUAUCUCCUAAGUAAUGGUAUCCUUUUACAGUCCUCAGAUGCUCCUCCAGUCAGAAACUUCCUUGAAACUCAUCCAGGUGCUUACACAACAUCACGUACUUACAACAAUGCUUCAUGGCUGUUAUUUUGGGAAAGGCACAUGAAAAGACUUUCAGAAUCUAUACAAGUUCUAUCAAAUGUUGCGCCAUGGCUUCUAUUUAAAUCUAAUCAUCCUGCAGUUUUGUCACCGUCAUCAGCAACCUUGCCAAUAUGGCAACCCACUGUUCAGGUGCUUGUUAAUGGUUCUCUAUGCAAAGUCUUGCCAAUUGCUCUAAAAGAAAGGAAAGAUGGUGAGGAGCUGGCCAUUACAACUCUUGUUAGUGGUAAUUUAGAGGAAUUAAAUGCAUGUGAAACUGUUAGAAAGGAAAACAUGAGUAAAAUUCUCGAUGUGCAUGUGCAUGUUGAAACUUAUGUUCCUCCUACAUUCGGUAUUUGGGGAAAUGGUGUACAUUUGGCUUUGGUGGGCUAUGGGAGGAAUGUCGCAGCUGCAAAAUAUUCAGAUUGGGUAAGGAUUAGGAAGCCUCUGGAAAAGCUCAGGCCUCCCUCAGUGACAGAACUGUUGCUGUCAAAUGAUGGGGAUCAGAUCCUGGAAGGUUGUGUGACAAAUUUUUUUGUUGUUUGCUGCAAGGUUUUGGAUUCAAAUGAUGGGAAGGCCCUCUGUGAUUCUUUUGAAGUACAAACAGCUCCUAUCAGUGAUGGUGUCCUUCCAGGAACAAUACGCCAACUAGUUCUUGAGGUAUGCAGGAGUGAAGGAAUUCCAUUUCGAGAAGUUGCUCCCUCGUGGUCAGAACAUGAAAUCUGGGAGGAGGCAUUCAUCACGAAUAGCUUGAGGCUUUUGCAACAUGUGGAUAGUAUUCAGGUUCCAACAGAAUGGAAAUCAGCCCAUUCUAAAACUUGGAAGGAAAUAUCAUGGACAAAAAAGCAAUUUCAGGGUGGACCAGGGAGGAUCACAACUGUUAUCGAGGAAAAGAUUAAGGGGAAAGCAGUUACGGAAGGAUACCCAAUAAGUAACAUAUAUGCUUGUUGAAAAUCCCACUGAGUUGCUAAUACGAUGGGAUCAAACGAACGAUAGUUGACAUCCUCCUUCUUUAGUUGGCUUGUACAUUGGCUAUUGGCUCAUCCACUACAUGAAAAUGUUAUCUAUUGGAACGUGGCCAUUUUGUUGAAUCUGAAGUCCGAAUAACUUCAUGAAUUAGUCAGAGAUCGAAUAGAGAGAAUAAAGGAACAAAAAUAGAGAAUCCAUCUCUAAUACUGAGGUCUGGCACUAUUUUAUUUUCUCGUCAUACAAUAUUAUCCUCUUGUAUCUGUUUGUGUGGAAAAUGACUUGAACGAAACAAUGUAAUAAAAAAAAGUCUUCUAAAAAUCUAACCUGUUUGUUUUCAAUCGUUGAAGAAAAUAAAUGGGAAAAGCUAAUCUACUAUGUA
This is a messenger RNA of Vigna umbellata (rice bean), 2380 nucleotides long. The record is from RefSeq and is a predicted model, not a curated record. NCBI's taxonomy places the organism in Eukaryota, Viridiplantae, Streptophyta, Magnoliopsida, Fabales, Fabaceae.